Messenger RNA from Porites evermanni, 12108 nucleotides. The record is from the annotation of a GenBank genome assembly. NCBI's taxonomy places the organism in Eukaryota, Metazoa, Cnidaria, Anthozoa, Scleractinia, Poritidae.
UUUCAAGAUGGCGGAGGAUCUUGUUCAAGUCGACGAUCAGGAAAUUCAACGCUGUUUUGACACUGCCGUGCGCAUAGCACGUAACGCAGGAGAGGUAAUUACAUCAUUGAAGGUAUUAGGUAAAUAUGGACGGACGAGUUCCAAAGUUUGUUGGGAACUUGAAAAUUUGGCGCCGACGACUUCGACAAGUUUUUUUUGCCGGUUAAUUUGUCGAGUGCUUGUCACGUGUAGCCUGAGUUUCAGGAUGCGACCCAAAGAUAUGUCUGAAAUUCAGGCUAUUUAACGUGAAGUUGCCAAGUUUAAAUCGAAUUGACAACAGCGAAAACAAACUGUCAAAUUCAACGCCAAUGUACUAUCAUUAGGUUGUGCGGGUAGCUUUUCACAAGGAAAAGAACAUUGACACAAAGUCUUGCGGAACAGAUCUAGUAACAGAAACAGAUAAACAAGUUGAGGAGUUAAUCAUUGGAUCCCUAAAGAAGGAAUUUCCUUCUCACAGGUAAAUUAUCUUUUAAGAAAAUGACUUAAAAGUCAUGACAUCUUUAUAUUUUUCUUGUUUUCCUUAUGUUUUUUUUUAUUUUUAGCCAUUUCUUCCCUCUUCCGUCCCCUGGUUGUCAAUAAGUGUGCCAGUUUUAUUGUAACGGGUGAUUAUCCUAUUUAUUUAUGUUCGCAGUUUCAUUGGUGAGGAGUCAGUAAGUGCUGGUGGAAGCUGUAAUCUCACAAACAAUCCGACAUGGAUAAUUGAUCCCAUUGAUGGUACAACCAACUUUGUUCACAGGUAAGUACUGCAGCGGAAUUACAUUACAAGACAUUUGUACUUGUUUGUUUAUGCACUAGUCAGUGGAAAGCCCCGCACCCCCAUACCCGGGGAAUAGCGGGGCAUUAGACCAGGCGUCCCAACUAAAUGAAGCAAAUUCCCAGCUAUGCGGGGCAAUUUCUUAUGUCAAAACCUCAUUUUUAAACUCCGCCCCCGGGGCAAUACUUGAAAAAUCACAAGUCUCUGAAUAUUUCUGUAAAACCACAGCAGCAGUGCUGCUGAGUUUGUAAUAAUCCUUGAAUUUCAUAAUGACACUCUCAGUUUCACAAAUGUCCACUGCCCACCUGCUGUCCUUAUAUUGAAAUAAAACCUUUGAAAAACAAAAAUUUCAUUGCCACUUAAAACACAAGGUUAAAGCCUUCAAUAAGCUUUAAGAUCAAAAUCGAUUAAUGACUAGCAAAUAUAAGCUUAUAUUCAUAUACACAUGUGGCCAUACCUAUUAAUUUUGUAUUUGCUUUAUUACUAAACAUUCACACCAGAUGAAUGACUGAGGUCUACACAAUGGAGCGCCUAAAAGCUAAAAUAUACUGUAUUAUUCCAUUAAGACAGUUACACCGUCUGAAUAAAUAUACUGAUGUGGUGUUUAUAACUAAAAGAUGUGACACAACACAAGACUUAAAAGUAAAUUGACACGCUGAGCACAUUAUAGAAACAUAUUUCAAUGAAAAAACAAAUACAGUUAUUUAAAACGACAAAUAAAAUCAGCCAUUGGCUCAGUUUGCACAGUUGCUACGGAAAUGAAACAAGUGCCAAAAGACAAAAGGUCAACGCUCUAAAUAAAUCGCUAAUCAAGCAUGACGAGGGCAUAAACAAUACCCAACUUUGUCUAAUUUCACUACAAGACAUGAUAAUAUUGAGAGAUUGAACACAGAAUUUAAUCGAUGGCCCAUUACAGGCAUGAAAAGAAUGGAUUUUAAAUCAUACAUACCCUUCUUUUUGGCAGCUGCCAUUUUGAGAUCAUACGCUUUCCCAGUGUUCUUUGCAGGCCUAUUCAAAAUUGCUUCAAAAGCGAAAUCCCCACCAAAGCCCCGCUAACGGUGCCUGGUCGCUGUUAUUUGUGUCUAAUGUUGUCGAACACCCCGCACACUGGGGCAAAGAUGACCACUAAAAACUGCUAAAAUCCCCUGCUAAUGUCCCGCAUUCCCCCGGUAUGGGUGUGCGGGGCUUUCCACUGACUAGUGCAUUACUUUUCAUUGAUCAGUGAUAAUUUUUGGCUAGGGGCAAAUGAUGAAAGUUUACAUUUUCCUUUUAAAAGCACAAAACGAGUGGGGAAUUUUACCAGCCGUUCGAUUCGUCCUUUGUGUGUGAAUAUGUCUCAAAAGUGCAAAUUUUGUUUUAUCACAGAAGUAAGCGAGGAUUCUAAAAGCAGUUUGUCUCAGUCCACAGCGCAUACUACACGAUUCUAAAAACAGAAAGCCGUCUGUUUGAUGAAUUUUGAGAGAUCAGUCAAGCGACAAGCUCAUUAUAUUUCUUGACUUGACUCUCAAUUCUCAAAACGCGAGAAUUGAUUCUCAAGACUCAAGAAUUGAUUCUUGAAAGUUCCAAGAAUCAAUAUGCAAGUGACUGUCAACUUACUUUUGAGUGGUACUCUACAAUGGAAGAAUUGGGCUUUUCCUAUGUUUUGACUGGAAUGCUCCUAAAUACUCCUUAAAAAUUGUUCAUCUUAGAUUUCCUUAUGUGGCGGUGUGUAUUGGCUUGGCAAUCAACAAAAAGGUGAAAAUUUAGUCUAUUUUAAACCCAUAUUUUGUUAGCUGUUUAGAAAGACUGCCCAUCCCUAAAUAAAUAAUCAUAAGAAGCUAGAUAACCUUUGUGCAAUUAAGCUGUGUAAUAAAUUAACUGAUCAGAAAGUGUUUCUAAAAAGAAACUGGACAGGUAUAACAAUCCCUCUGCUCUAUUCUAGGUUUCACAGGUGGGGUGGGCAGACAUCAAUAGAAUAAUAGUUUUUGUUUUUUCUCCACAUCCUUUCUUGGUACCCAGAGUAGUUUUGCUCUCAACAUAAUCUAAGAUAACAGCUUCAAGGUUAAUGGUGACUCAACAAAAAUUCUUUUUAGCACAUGUGAUGGAGGAAUUAUUAAUUUUUUACAGUGUACUGCUUUUGCUACUAGUAAUUCAGCAAAUUUACAUUACUCUUAUACCUUAAACAGUUAGAGUGAUUUUACUUGAACCGUGAAACAGAUAUUAACAAAUAGUGCAAAAUAGGGAGAGGUAAACAAAAGAAGACAAUAGAAUUAGUGCAUAAUAGUGCGUGGUAUUCCUCUACCUAUUUCACGGUUCAAGUAAAAUCACUGUAACUUGGAGACGUAUGCAUGGGUGGUAAUACGAGGAAUUCUUUGGUGGGAAUGUGUUAUCCAAAUCCUGAUGAUCCUAGAUUUCAGACCAAUACAUGUCAUUUUCCAUCUUUGUUUUUAGACCUUGCUUUUAAAAUCCAUACCAAUUUUCAGAGCUGACUUCUGAAAGUUGUACUUCAUCUACCAACCCAUUGCCUUGGUUGACAAGCUGAACAUGCAUGAAUAAAUUUUGGUAACUCAUUCAUAGUCCCCUAAUUGUGCAAAAAAGUGACAAAUGGCCUGCAUAAAAAGUAAGACUAAUUUUCUCUUCUCAUGUUUGUCAUUUUUAACUAGGUAGUAAUUGGGGUCAUAUACAGUUGUAUUAGAGAUGAGCUAUACACUGCCAGGAGAGGCUCUGGAGCAUUUCGUAAUGGAAAGCAAAUUCACUGUUCUGGUCUUACAGGUAGCCGUCAAAAGAACAAAACCAGGUCUAUUAGAAUACAGAAGACCCUAGAUAGCAAGACCAGAACUGGAGGUGGGGGGAAGGGUCACUCAAGGGAAGUUAAGGUACACUUGUGCAACUGAGGUCUUCAAUCCCUGAGCAUGUUUAAGAUAAAAAUUUUUGACCGCUCAUCGCCAACCUUCAACCUCUUCUAGUCCAAAAAGACACCCUGUUCAAGUCACUAGAUAUUGAAAUACCAUGUUUAAGACUCAAGACCCCUGAAGAUCAUAACCUGCUUAGCAUAGUUUGGGGCCAGGCACCGCAGUUGUGGAAAAAGGUGAAAAAAAAAAUUGGUGAGCGAAACAAGCCGAGUAGCAGUCUCGGGAGAGGAAAGGGUCUUGCCAAUUUUUUUAGGCUGUUUCACUCCAUUUUUUGCCAUUUUCCCGCACAGUGGAGCCUUGUCCCAGGCUAUGUUUAGCAGCACAUAUCCAUCUAGGCCAAGUAAGGAAGUGUGCCCCAUUUCCAGGACCUGAACCUUGUUGCAGUGACCUGUGGUUUGUAAAAACAAGGUUGUGAUAGGGGUCUCUUUGUAUUGAUUUGGGAAUCGUGGUUGAGGUUAUUAUCUAAGGUUUGUCUUUUAUUGUAAUGGCUCUAUUGCAAAUCUCAUCUUUCAAGUUUUUCUUGCAAAAAGGGAGGGGGUUUUUAAUCUUAGUCAUUUUCUAAGGGACAUAGCAGAUUCAGAGUCACGUUUACAGCAAAUGUUAAUGUCAGAUUCAAGUUGAGAAAUUCUCACAACAGAAAAUGAACAAAUAAAAACAGCUUGAUUUAUGAAACAGUUCCUUUGGAGAAAACUGGCAUAAAUCUUCUGAUUUCUGUGUACAGUAGUUAAAACGGAACAGAAAUCAACAAGAACAGGGAGUAAUUGGCCACGUGGUACAAAUUUGCAUUUGUUAAAUUGGGGUCAUAUACAGUUGUAUUAGAGAUGAGCUAUACACUGCCAGGAGAGGCUCUGGAGCAUUUCGUAAUGGAAAGCAAAUUCACUGUUCUGGUCUUACAGGUAGCUGUCAAGUGAACAAAAUCAGAUCUAUUAGAAUACAGGAGGCCUUAGAUAGCAAGACCAGAAAUGGGGGUGGGGGGGAGGGGGUCACUCAAGGGAAGUUAAGGUACACUUAUGCCACUUGUUUAAAACAAAAGUUCUUGACCGCUCAUCGCCAACCUUCAACCUCUUCUGGUCCAAAAAGACACCCUGUUUAAGUCACUAUAUACGGUGUGGCACAAAAUGUUUGUGGGUUCUAAUUUUUGUGAUUUUUCCAUCAAUCCGCAAAAAUAAGAUCCUGCAAAUAAAAAUUACCGCAAACAUUUUCCUGCAAAAAUUUACUCCAGAGUAAAUAUUCUCUAACUGAAAUUUGCUAGGCAGAAAAAUAGUACUAAGAAAUCGUGUCUGUUCAUUCACAACUUGUCUCUUUCAUUCAGAAACAAAACAGUAUACAACAAAAAACUGUUUCGUAUUUCUAUUGCUUUUACUCAAUAAAAGCGAAAAUAUUAUCAACGCUGGGUACUGGGUACUUUCUAAAAAUCCCAAAAAUUAAUUCCCAGUGAGAAAAACCAGUCUGUCCUAAUCGCAAAAAUUAGUUCCUGCAAAACACAAUAACUUGCCAAUCAGCAAAAAUAAACUCCCGCAAAAAUUUCUUGCCCGCACGGUAUUGAAAUUGUAUACCAUGUUUCAGACUCAAGACCCUGAAAAUCAUACCCUACUUAAACUAGCCUGGGACCAGGCCUGGCAGUUGGGGGAAAAGGGCGAAAAACAAUAAUCGGUGAGUGACACAAGCAGAUUGGCAGUCUGGGAAUAGGAAAUAGUCUGGCCAAUUUUUUUAGGCUGUUUCACUCCGUUUUUUGCCAUUUUCUCCCACAGAGGAUCCUUGCCCCAGGCUAUGUUUAGCAGCACAUAUCCUUCUAGGCCAAGUAAGGAAGUGUGCCCCAUUUCCAGGACCUGAACCUUGUUGGAGUGACCCGUGGUUUGUAAGAACAAGGUUUUGAUAGGGGUCUCUUUGUUUGGAUUUGGGAAUCCUGGUUGAGGUUAUUAUCUAAGGUUUGUCUUUUAUUGUAAUGGCUCUAUUGCAAAUCUCAUCUUUCAAGUUUUUCUUGGAAAAAGGAGGGGCUUUUUAAUCUUAGGUCCCGUCCACACGAAGACGAUUGUAAACGCAAACGCUAGUAAACGCAUAUUUUUAUCUCCGUCCACACAAAAACGAUCAUCGUUUACGUAGCGUUUUAACCCGUCCACACGAAAACGCUCGUAAACGCAUAAAACGAUGUCAUACACCGAAAGUUCUCUUUCCACUCUUAGUUUGCACAGUUGCUACGGAAAUGAAACAAGUGCCAAAAGACAAAAGGUCAACGCUCUAAAUAAAUCGCUAAUCAAGCAUGACGAGGGCAUAAACAAUACCCAACUUAGUCUAAUGUCACUACAAAACAUGAUAAUAUUGAGAGAUUGAACACAGAAUUUAAUUGAUGGCCCAUUACAGGCAUGAAAAGAAUGGAUUUUAAAUCGUACAUACCCUUCUUUUUGGCGGCCGCCAUUUUGAGAUCAUACGCUUUCCCAGUGUUCAUUGCAGGCCUAUUCAAAAUUGCUUCAAAAGCGAAAUCCCCGCCAAAGCCCCGCUAACGGUCCCUGGUCGCUGUUAUUUGUGUCUAAUGUUGUCGAACACCCCGCACACUGGGGCAAAGAUGACCACUAAAAACCGCUAAAAUCCCCCGCUAAUGCCCCGCAUUCCCUGGGUAUGGGUGUGCAGGGCUUUCCACUGACUAGUGCAUUAAUUUUCAUUGAUCAGUGAUAAUUUUUGGCUAGGGGCAAAUGAUGAAAGUUUACAUUUUCCUUUUAAAAGCACAGAACAAGUGGGGAAUUUUACCAGCCGUUCGAUUCGUCCUUUGUGUGAGAAUAUGUCUCAAAAGUGCAAAUUUUGUUUUAUCACAGAAGUAAGCGAGGAUUCUAAAAGCCGUUUGUCUCAGUCCACAGCACAUACUACACGAUUCUAAAAACAGAAAGCGGUCUGUUUUAUGAAUUUUGAGAGAUCAGUCAAGCGACAAGCUCAUUAUAUUUCUUGACUUGACUCUCAAUUCUCAAAAUGCGAGAAUUGAUUCUCAAGACUCAAGAAUUGAUUCUUGAAAGUUUCAAGAAUCAAUAUGUAAGUGACUGUCAACUUACUUUUGAGUGGUACUGUACAAUGGAAGAACUGGGCUUUUCCUGUGUUUUGACUGGAAUGCUCCUUAAUACUCCUUAAAAAUUGUUCAUCUUAGAUUUCCUUAUGUGGCAGUGUGUAUUGGCUUGGCAAUCAACAAAAAGGUGAAAAUUUAGUCUAUUUUAAACCCAUAUUUUGUUAGCUGUUUAGAAAGCCUGCCCACCCCUAAAUAGAUAAUCAUAAGAAGCUAGAUAACCUUUGCGCAAUUAAGCUGUGUAAUAAAUUAACUGAUCAGAAAGUGUUUCUAAAAAGAAACUGGACAUGUAUAACAGUCCCGCUGCUCUAUUCUAGGUUUACAGGUGGGUUGGGCAGACAUCACUAGAAUAAUAGUUUUUGUUUUUUCUCCACAUCCUUUCUUGGUACCCAGAGUAGUUUUGCUCUCAACAUAAUCUAAGAUAACAGCUUCAAGAUUAAUGGUGACUCAACAAAAAUUCUUUUUAGCACAUGUGAUAGAGGCAUUAUUUACAGUGUACGGUUUUUGCUACAUAGUAAUUCAGCAAAUUUAGAUUACUCUUAUACCUUAAACAGUUAGAGUGAUUUUACUUGAACUGUGAAACAGAUAUUAACAAAUAGUACAAAAUAGAGAGAGGUAAACAAAAGAAGACAAUAGAAUUAGUGCAUAAUAUUGCGUAUUAUUCCACUACCUAUUAAAUGGUGCAAGUAAAAUCCCUGUAACUUGGAGACAUAUGCAUGGGUGGUAAUACGAGGAAUUCUUUGGUGGGAAUAUGUUAUCCAAAUCCUGAUGAUCCUAGAUUUCAGACCAAUACAUGCCAUUUUCCAUCUUUGUUUUCAGACCUUGCUUCUAAAAUCCAUACCAAUUUUCAGAGCUGACUUCUGAAAGUUGUACUUCAUCUACCAACCCAUUGCCUUGGUUGACAAGCUGAACAUGCAUGAAUAAAUUUUGGUAACUCAUUCAUAGUUCCCUAAUUGUGCAAAAAAGUGACAAAUGGCUUGCAUAAAAAGUAAGACUAAUUUUCUUUUCUCACGUUUGUCAUUUUUAACUAGGUAGAAAUUGGGGUCAUAUACAGUUGUAUUAGAGAUGAGCUAUACACUGCCAGGAGAGGCUCUGGAGCAUUUCGUAAUGGAAAGCAAAUUCACUGUUCUGGUCUUACAGGUAGCUGUCAAGUGAACAAAAUCAGAUCUAUUAGAAUACAGGAGGCCUUAGAUAGCAAGACCAGAAAUGGGGGUGGGGGGGAGGGGGUCACUCAAGGGAAGUUAAGGUACACUUAUGCCACUUGUUUAAAACAAAAGUUCUUGACCGCUCAUCGCCAACCUUCAACCUCUUCUGGUCCAAAAAGACACCCUGUUUAAGUCACUAUAUACGGUGUGGCACAAAAUGUUUGUGGGUUCUAAUUUUUGUGAUUUUUCCAUCAAUCCGCAAAAAUAAGAUCCUGCAAAUAAAAAUUACCGCAAACAUUUUCCUGCAAAAAUUUACUCCAGAGUAAAUAUUCUCUAACUGAAAUUUGCUAGGCAGAAAAAUAGUACUAAGAAAUCGUGUCUGUUCAUUCACAACUUGUCUCUUUCAUUCAGAAACAAAACAGUAUACAACAAAAAACUGUUUCGUAUUUCUAUUGCUUUUACUCAAUAAAAGCGAAAAUAUUAUCAACGCUGGGUACUGGGUACUUUCUAAAAAUCCCAAAAAUUAAUUCCCAGUGAGAAAAACCAGUCUGUCCUAAUCGCAAAAAUUAGUUCCUGCAAAACACAAUAACUUGCCAAUCAGCAAAAAUAAACUCCCGCAAAAAUUUCUUGCCCGCACGGUAUUGAAAUUGUAUACCAUGUUUCAGACUCAAGACCCUGAAAAUCAUACCCUACUUAAACUAGCCUGGGACCAGGCCUGGCAGUUGGGGGAAAAGGGCGAAAAACAAUAAUCGGUGAGUGACACAAGCAGAUUGGCAGUCUGGGAAUAGGAAAUAGUCUGGCCAAUUUUUUUAGGCUGUUUCACUCCGUUUUUUGCCAUUUUCUCCCACAGAGGAUCCUUGCCCCAGGCUAUGUUUAGCAGCACAUAUCCUUCUAGGCCAAGUAAGGAAGUGUGCCCCAUUUCCAGGACCUGAACCUUGUUGGAGUGACCCGUGGUUUGUAAGAACAAGGUUUUGAUAGGGGUCUCUUUGUUUGGAUUUGGGAAUCCUGGUUGAGGUUAUUAUCUAAGGUUUGUCUUUUAUUGUAAUGGCUCUAUUGCAAAUCUCAUCUUUCAAGUUUUUCUUGGAAAAAGGAGGGGCUUUUUAAUCUUAGGUCCCGUCCACACGAAGACGAUUGUAAACGCAAACGCUAGUAAACGCAUAUUUUUAUCUCCGUCCACACAAAAACGAUCAUCGUUUACGUAGCGUUUUAACCCGUCCACACGAAAACGCUCGUAAACGCAUAAAACGAUGUCAUACACCGAAAGUUCUCUUUCCACUCUUCUGAUAUCACCACUUGAUCGGCAAAGUUGUUCCACCAGGCGCUUGUACGACCUGGUCUGGUCCAGAAUCUUCUCUCUUUGCUCUCACGUCUGCAUCUAAGUCGUUUUACUCGAGUAAAAGUGCUUGUAGUUGUGGAUAACAAUCUUGAGAGGUUUAGUCUUCUUCUUUUGUAGUUUUCCUGUAUAUCGAUUAUUGCAUGAUUCAAUUGAAUGCUCGCAAUUAUGCUUGAAAUAAGCGCAAGCAUGACACAGCUCAACACUCGUGUGUACGCCAUCUUGGAAACGCACUCGAUAAAAGAGACUGGCGCUGACAUCUGACGUCAGCGUUUUCACAUCGUUUACGAAAAUAUACGUUUACGGCCGUCCACACGAAGACGCAUAAACGGCGUUUUCAAAUUUAUCCACUUUGGAGAGCGUUUUCGAAUUUAUGCGUUUACGGUGAGCGUUUUCAUCGUCUUCGUGUGGACGGAAGGCCUAAACGCAUAAAAAAGUUUGCGUUUACUAGCGUUUGCGUUUACAAUCGUCUUCGUGUGGACGGGGCCUUAGUCAUUUUCUAAGGGACAUAGCAGAUUUAGAGUCACGUUUACAGCAAGUGUUAAUGUCAGAUUCAAGUUGAGAAAUUCUCAAAACAGAAAAUGAUUUAUGAAACAGUUCCUUUGGAGAAAACUGGCAUAAAUCUUCUGAUUUCUGUGUACAGUAGUUAAAACGGAACAGAAAUCAACAAGAACAGGGAGUAAUUGGCCACGUGGUACAAAUUUGCAUUUGUUUUCCAUAAACGUGGCUCUAAAUAUCUCUAAAAUCUUCACAUGGUCUGCAUGAGGGGGAAUCUUAUUAAUCUUAGCAAUAUUAUUCUACUGAAGGACAAUGUGCAAAGUUUAUGUUAUCACCUAACUUUCCACCUUUAUUAUUCUCUUUGACAGAUAUAAGCAAAGCUCUUGUCAUCACUGAGUUGGGUGCUUCUAGGGAACUUGCAAACAUGGAAGUUGUGAAUAAGAACUUUAGAACUGUAGCAGAGCCACCAAUUCGAGUUCAUGGGUAAGAAACUGAGCUGUAGUGUUCAUCAGAGGUGUAAACCCUCUCAGAUCUGAAAUCGGGAAAUUUUCUCACUCAUUGACCCAGUCUGUGAACCAGGUUCCUUGGUGGGGGUAACAAUGGGGGUAACAGUUGGAGAUUGGGGAGGAGAAAAGUGACAGCUCCUUCCCCACAGUUCUCCUGCCAACUGACUUGCCUCUUUCAUCCCAUUUGCCCUGUCAUUCGCCUUUUUUUUUCCAUUAAGGAGCCAGGUGCCAGGCUUGACUUCUGAUUUUUUUGAAUUUUAACGACUAGCCUGUGCACAGAAGCCCCCUUCCUCCAAAAGAUUUUUUAAGGGGAGGGAGAGUGUACAGAGGUUAGUAACUAGACUGCAAAACAGUUGGGUUUUUUCUCAAAAUCGGUUUAGCAUAGUGUAAGAGUAGCAUAAGAGUCUCACGCGCGGGAAGGGCGCAAGCCUCACACGUCCAGCGUGUCCCUCUUUCCAGUCUUGCUCUCCAUUUUCAGCCUCGCUCCAGACCUUAUAAUAGUUUGACUGUUCAUGCGUACCUGAAUAAACAAAAACACGGACUGUUUUGCAGUCUAGUUAGUAACAAGAAGUUUCCUUUCCAUUUGCAUAAAGUGAUUGUAGUUAUUUUUUUUGUUUCCGUUAUUCUGUGUAGCAUCAGAAUGUUAGGAUCAGCAGCACUUAAUUUGUGCUCAAUAGCAGAGGGUAGUGCUGACCUGUAUUAUGAGUUUGGAAUUCAUGUUUGGGAUAUCGCUGCUGCUGGUUUAAUAGUUGAAGAAGCUGGAGGAGUUCUCUUAGAUCCUUCUGGUAUGUAAAGCCCCAUUUUACACAGCCAGGCGAUAUACCGUGCACGUUUUAUGCUUUCAAUAUUUCGAUUCGUUGUAGCCUUUGUAGCAAGGUCUCUGUUUGCUUUUAGCCAAACAGUAUAUACCCUGGGUGCCAGAGACUUUUCUAGCGCGGUUUCCGGUUUCUGCUCGUGGCUUCGGCCUUCGGCCGACACCGAAAAUUCCCGCUGCGAGAAAAACCUCUGGUACCCAGGGUAAGCAGUAAAAGACUGAGCGAAAGGCGCGCGAGGAAUAAAAGGUGCUAAGUCCUUGUGCGUCUUUCGCACUUCCUCCGCUUGGCUAAAAGAAACGGAAACGACUGGUACGAAUCUACAUUUUAGCUCCGUUGUUUCGAACUUCCAAUUUUGAUGCCAUUAAUUAGUGACUUUUCUUGCGCAAAAGUAGGUUCUUCCCCACUUUCCUCCACCACGCCUUACCCCCUCUUUUUUCGCCCCGCCGCCAGGGCGCCCCGGAGAGCUUACUCGCAAGCUAGCGCAAAAGUUAUCAAAAAACCUCUCUUUUGGACAAGUGUUUACAUUGGAUACGCCCCUAGAGCACUCCUAAGGUAACUGCCGUAUAAAGAUUAGAAAAUCGUAAUUAAAAUAGCCACGAAAUCAUAGCAAAGACUUAAAGGCUCAGUUUUUAAAUGUCUUUGGCUGUGUUCGGUUACCGGUCGUUUCGAUGCAAAGUCGUUUCGAUACAAGUUAAUCCCAUCGAGGUGUAAAUAGUUUCACGUACUUGGAAUAUUCAACCAAAAUGUUUUACCUGUUCAACUGCAAACUUUUCUUGAAGUGAUCGAAAUUUUUGUGCAAUUUCACUGCUUGAGUUCUCGUAUCGAAACGACCGGUUUCCCUACCUUCACACGGCACCAGACGAAUUUUCGAUGUGCCAAAAAGGCCGCCUUCAAAGUCUCAUCUUGUUUUAAAUGGAGGGCUACAUUUCAAUAGAUGACGUAAUGCAAUACAUGGCUGUUUUUUUUUUUAGGAGGACCAAUAGAUUUGAUGGCUCGUCGUGUGUUAGCUGCUGGAAGUCAGGAGAUUGCGGAGAAGGCUUCUAAGCAUUUGGAAUGCAUUGAUUUACCAAGAGACUGA